AUGCAGUUGUUUACCUUUGCACUCAUCGCUGCGAGUGCAGUUGUUUUUGCAGAUACCGAUAAUCAUGGUCAUCCCGGAUGGGGAUCGCAUUUCGUCCCGACUUUUGACAAUUUGGUAACAUUCGGGGACAGCUAUACAGACGAAAGUCGAUUGGGGUACUUCAUCAAUCACAAUGGAUCAGCGCCUCCCCCAGGAUUGUUACUCCCAGGGAGCACAUCAACAGCAGGCGGGGGAGUCACGUGGGAUCGAUGGGUAUCAAACUAUCCUAUUAGGGGCCUCAGGCCCCUAAUUUCAACAAACUACACCAGCGCAAAGCUCUACAACUACGCUGUUUCCGGAGCAGUUUGUGACAACAACCAGAUCUACCGUUAUCUUGGGGCCAUCAACGGGCCAUUCCCAGACGUCGUGUACGAAGUCAAUGCUUUCAUCGCAGACAGCAGGUUCGUCAAUGCUACCACGAACACGAACACGCUUUACACGAACCGGAAGAGCGAUAACACGGUGUAUUCCAUGUGGAUUGGCACCAACGAUCUUGGAAGCUAUGCCUUCUUGACGGAUAGCAGCCUCAACCAGACGACGAUCCCGGAUUACGUGGAUUGUAUCUAUAGUCGCUUUGAUCAGAUCUAUACCAAUGGGGGGAGGUAUUUCGUGCUGAUAAACACUGCGCCAUUGGAGUUGUCGCCUUUGUAUGGCACCCCUGGCCAAGGAGGACUCGCUGCAAGUCACUACUGGCCAGACAAGCCCGCAAACAUCACCGAAGUCAGCUACAAGAUGAAAGAAUACACCACGCUCGUGAACUCCCUCUUCACCUACCGCACUCCCUACGAAGCGGUGGUCGCAAAACGGUACCCAGGGGCCUCAUUCGCUGUCUUCGAUGUCCACAGUUUAAUGACUGACAUCUACAACCAUCCGAGCCAGUAUCUGUCCACGCCAGCCAAUGUAACGGGAACGUACUAUUUUUGUUCCCCGUCGAAUACGAAUUGUACGACGAGUCGUCUGGGACUGGAUCACUUUAUGUGGUAUGACGAGUUGCAUCCGAGUGAGGCGACAGACAAGGUGAUUGCGAGGGAGUUUGUGAAUGUCGUGAAGGGGGCGAGUAAGUAUGCUGCGUAUUGGAAGUGAGGGGAACUUAACGAUGAACACGAAUUAAUGAAAUGGUUGGACGAGAAAACAGUUCUGCCGAGUGAGGUGUCACUGCAUAUGCCAAGAGGAUGUCGUUCGAUUCACACGGCUGGAGCCUGGAUUAUGCUUGGACAGUGAAGCCUCGCCGAAGAAGCAAUUCCGACUCGGUAUCUUCGUCCCGCAUCCGAGCAGCAUACACACCUCAGUCACGGGCCGUCCCUUUCGGAGGGUUCUGGCAUUUCCCAUCACACGGCUGGGGUUUCUAUAUCAAGAUCAGCACCACGUCGUCUCCCGCUUGGACCCCCCUUUUCUUCUUCUACAACAGGACUUAAUAUCCAGCAUCCACGAACUAUAGUUCACAGACAUCACUCUAGGUUGGUAUUCUGUGAAAAAGGGAUCCCGCUUCAGUUAUCCACUCCUUCUCAAGUCUACGGUAUCACCUGAUUGACCCCCAUUUUAUCCAUGUCCUCAGUUCCCACCCAUCCC
Molecule: messenger RNA, 1608 nt
Organism: Hyaloscypha bicolor E
Lineage: Eukaryota; Fungi; Ascomycota; Leotiomycetes; Helotiales; Hyaloscyphaceae
Product: carbohydrate esterase family 16 protein
Exons: 4
Coding region: 1-1122 (373 amino acids)
Molecular function (GO): hydrolase activity, acting on ester bonds
Source: RefSeq, a predicted model, not a curated record